AAUCACACUAGACCUCGCAACUCACAAAAUGCGACUUGUAUAUCCCUUUUCCCGUUUCCCCAUAAUCACCAUCUCAUCCAAACUGCGUUCCAACUUGCAGACCUCAAAAAAAAGCAGCAGCAAUGGGCCGUUCUCUACUCUCUCAUUUCAGUAUGGUCACUUAUUCUGCUCCUCGCUUCGCCUCUUCCACCAGGUCACGCGGAUUAAGUUUAGGUAAAUACUUGAGAAGACCACAGCUAAUUCGUCAACAUAAUUUACAAGCCGGUCGAGAUUUUCGGUGCCUUUGCAGUGUAGCUGUCUCUGAACCUGUUAAUUCUGAGUCUUCUUCAAACCCUGUAAAGAAGAGAAUAGUCUCCGGUGUUCAGCCUACAGGAUUGAUACAUUUGGGAAAUUAUCUUGGUGCCAUAAAGAACUGGAUACGCUUGCAGGAUACACAUGAGACAUUCUUCUUCAUUGUGGACCUUCAUGCGAUAACUUUGCCAUUUGACGCACAACAAUUGCUAAGGUCAACAAGGGAUACAGCAGCUAUUUAUUUAGCAUGUGGUGUGGAUCCUUCUAAGGCUUCAGUCUUUGUGCAGUCUCAUGUCCGUGCUCAUGUAGAGUUGAUGUGGCUUUUGAGUUCUGCAACACCUAUUGGUUGGCUCAACAGGAUGAUUCAAUUUAAAGAGAAAUCACGGAAGGCGGGGGAUGAAAAUGUGGGUGUUGCCCUUCUAACCUAUCCUGUGCUAAUGGCUGCUGAUAUUCUUCUGUACCAGUCUGAUUUUGUCCCUGUUGGAGAGGAUCAGAAGCAACACCUGGAGUUGACACGAGAGCUGGCUGAGCGUGUUAACUAUUUAUAUGGAGGAAGGAAGUGGAAGAAACUGGGAGGGAGAGGCGGUUCAAUCUUCAAGGUUCCUGAACCUCUUAUUCCACCCGCUGGGGCUCGAAUCAUGUCCCUUACUGAUGGUCUUUCCAAGAUGUCGAAGUCAGCACCAUCUGAUCAGUCGAGAAUCAAUUUGCUAGAUUCAAAAGAUGUAAUAGCAAAUAAAAUAAAACGGUGCAAGACUGAUUCGUUUCCUGGCAUGGAGUUUGACAAUCCGGAAAGACCUGAAUGUAACAAUCUUCUUUCUAUUUAUCAGCUAGUUACAGGCAAGACCAAGCAGGAGGUUGCAGAAGAAUGCAGAGAUAUGAAUUGGGGAACGUUCAAACUCGUGCUUACAGAUGCUUUAGUUGAUCAUCUACACCCUAUCCAGGCACGCUAUGAGGAAAUUGUAUCCGACACGAGUUACUUGGAUGGAGUCUUGGCAGAGGGAGCCAGAAAAGCAGCAGAUGUAGCCGAUGUUACUGUCAAUAAUGUCUACCAGGCAAUGGGAUUCUUGAGGAGAUGAGCAUAACCAAUGCUGCAUGAACCCAAUCGCAGAGGUCAAUGAGAUAGCAACUUUUAAAAAUAACUUACGAACAAUGUAUAUUUCCCUUAGAUUCCUGGAUUUGCCUGUCAAUUUGUGAGGUGCAAAGAAAUGUGAUAUUUUUAAGGCGGGCAUGCUACACUAUUGAUGGGGUUUGAACCAUUACUGCUCUUGGUAGGCAGAGAGCUCACUCACCAAGUGAGCUACCCCUUAUCUCGUGAAUUUGUUGUUACAUUUGAUUUCUUUCUUUAUACAUUAGUGCAUUUUUGUAGAUCUUAAUGGAGGAUGUACUGCUGAUUUUGCCAUUUUUGUUUAUUCACAAUGUAUAACUAAUUUUUAUACUC
Molecule: messenger RNA, 1729 nt
Organism: Nicotiana tabacum (common tobacco)
Lineage: Eukaryota; Viridiplantae; Streptophyta; Magnoliopsida; Solanales; Solanaceae
Product: tryptophan--tRNA ligase, chloroplastic/mitochondrial
Biological process (GO): tryptophanyl-tRNA aminoacylation
Cellular component (GO): chloroplast; mitochondrion
Molecular function (GO): tryptophan-tRNA ligase activity; ATP binding
Source: RefSeq, a predicted model, not a curated record